Messenger RNA from Tilletiaria anomala UBC 951, 2277 nucleotides. RefSeq lists its product as uncharacterized. Lineage: Eukaryota; Fungi; Basidiomycota; Exobasidiomycetes; Georgefischeriales; Tilletiariaceae. Bases 1 to 2277 code for a protein of 758 amino acids. The record is from RefSeq and is a predicted model, not a curated record. The transcript has 3 exons.
AUGAUCAACAGUCUCGUGCACAAUGGGUGCGAGGUAUCGCUGCACCUCGUGUCCGAGGACAUCUUCGUCCACCCUCCGCCACUUAACUCAGACUUGCCAGGAGAGGACAAGACGCUCAGCGGCUUGGUCGAGAUCAAAUGUCCUAGCGAGCGCACCAUCCAAGGCGUCAAAGUGACAUUGCAGGGCAUCCAGACUCUCUCAUUCCCUGACGGAGGCGCUUCCACUCCGUCGGGGCAUAGCCUGCGUUGGGAGGAAAAGAUCAUCAUGAACAAAACUGUAGAGAUCCUGGAUGAUGGCACUGUUUCAGCCCACAAGCACGCAAAACACACAGCCAAACACUCUUCAAAAGGCAAAAGCAAGGCGAAGGAAGUCUCGCAGGCGGUGGAUGAGCGAGGCAGAGGCCGACACAGAGACGAGAAUUCCAGCGAGCCGCCUAGCUUGCCGACCAGCCCGACGCUGGCGUCAUCCAGCUUGCUCAUGACGCAGAGCGACUCGGUGAAUGGAUCGGUCGUGAAGGGAGGGGGCGACUCGCUCGACUUGCAAAACAGCUCCGCUCCAGUUACGACCCCGCCAGUUGCGCCGAUAAUGUCAAAACAUGAUGGCUUGCAUCUUGAGAAGGGCAUCCACGGCUUCGAGUUUGCAUUCAUCAUCCCAGCAACUAGUGCACCUUAUGAGCGUUUCAAGAAUGCGCGUGUGCGGUACAUUGUGACGGCCACCGCCAUAGGCGCCGGCCGUGGACGCUCCAACAUUAGCACGUGGCAGGAAGUCUUUAUCAUCCUACACGUCCAGCCCGAUGGCGGGCCGACAGCGCUGGACGUUCAAUAUCAAGAUGUGCACGAAGCACUCGGGCCCAUGAGUGUCUCCCUCAUCUCGGCGUCGCUCACAGUCGGAGGCACGGCGAAUUUGAGCGUCUACCAUCCUGACCCGCCUCCAGGCCUGUCUGUACACGCCAUCCGCGUCUUCAUGGAGCAGACGAUCGAGAUGUAUAGCAGCGUCCGCAAGGCGUGGCUAAAAUUGCCGACAGAGAAGCUGCGCCUGUGGGAGAAAGGGCAAAUGCCGUACAAGGGCAAGCAGGUGGAUGACGCUGGACUGGAGGCCAGCAUUUGGAUCGCCGAUGGAGAAGAUUUGCCCGGGCAUCCAGGGCGAGGAGCAGGGAAUGGCCCGCCAAGCAUUUCUCCUUUUGGCUUGCCGCUCAAUGGAUCUACGUCGCGAUCCAUCACGCCUGGCGAGGCGGUGACGCCUGGCGCAAGUACACCAGGUAGCACUCAAGCCUCGGGUUCAAACAAUUCAGGCUACAAGAUUCGUUCUGUUGUGCGGCUACCAGAUGAUCAGGUCAUUCGCCCCAGUACUGUGCGCGGUUGCAAGACAGACAUCCGUGUGACACACGAAAUCGGCGUGGAAGUUUUUUUCUCACGCCUCUCCGUGUUGGAUACGCGCGAUGAUAGUGACUCGUAUGGCAAACCCAAGGUGCAGGUGUUCUCUAUGCGGCGAUCCGUCUGCAUCCCUUCGUGCUGUUGCACGUAUGACAUCAUCCAUCUGCCGCCAUAUUCGUUCGAAUCGCCCGUUAACUCGCGCCCCCCUUCGCCGACGGGAAGCUACUUGCCUUCUAGCUUGCCACACUCGCUCGCAGGUUCGCGCAAAAGCUCGCACGCGGAUCUCGAGCACUGGAAGGCGACGACGCCGCUAAAUUACACGCUACCCGGCGCAAAGCGCGGCUCGCCGAAUACAUCACAGCCCGGCAGUGCCAACAUCAGCCGGCCAGGUAGCCGUGAUCCUUCCCCUACCCGGCAUGGCUUUGCACAUGCAUUCACGUCGGGACGCAAGAGCCGAAAUUCUUCGCCCGAACGUGCGGCACCCAUCCCUGUCCGCAAGUCGGGCCUACAUGCGCUCACCCCUUCGCACCCUGCGCCGUUGCAAUCCCCGGGCGUCUCCUCCACUCCAUCUGCACUGCAUCGCAAUUCGCUCAACGUUGGCUCGCCGUGGGCGCAUAGCUUCUUUCCCUCGCGCACUGCCACUUCACACCAGACUUGCAAUUGUGGACGCACGACGGAGGAACUCUCCGAGGCCGAGCAACGUUUACUCGAAGGCGUGCCGACUGCCCCCGGCGCCUGGGUCGACACGCAUUCCGAAGGCGAUGUGCCGCCACCUUGGUUCCCACCUUCGAGGGCUGGAAGCCCAGUACAAGGCUGGCACAUAUUUGCGAGCGGCAAUAGAGAAGGCGGCAGAGCUCGUGGAAAGCUUGCCGAGAUCAAUACACCAUAUGGCUCGCCACAUUGA